Molecule: messenger RNA, 2227 nt
Organism: Opisthorchis viverrini
Lineage: Eukaryota; Metazoa; Platyhelminthes; Trematoda; Opisthorchiida; Opisthorchiidae
Exons: 7
Coding region: 16-1305 (429 amino acids)
Source: RefSeq, a predicted model, not a curated record
GCGGCUUUUCAAAAAAUGGCGACUAACUGUAUUAGCUUUUUGUUACUGGUUUCAGUAUCCCUGGCCUUAGCAACAAAUGAAUCAGUUAUAGCAUCAAUUACCCCAGAUUUAUACAUUUUGGAUGUUCAUGGCAACCAGAAACGAUUGGAGCACGUGGCCCUGACCUACAACUCCCAUGUAACAAUCGUAUGUCGAACUUCCUCGGUGAAUGAACAACUAUUGUGGCACUAUUCUGUAUUCGAAUCCAACACGUUUUUGCCUGUAUCAGCGUCCCCUUACCUGUCAAUAGAUCAAACGAAGCGCGGGGAAAUUGCUCUGGAGUUUAGAAGAGUACAGUUCUCGAUGGCUGGGAUAUACCAAUGUUCGAACAAUGUGGCAAGCCGCCAGAUCAGUGUACAUGUCUAUGGGAUUCUCAAUGCUGUGAGCAGCUCAGUUCGUUUAAUUUCAAAACGGGAACUCGUCGGGCAGUUACAUUUCGAAACCUACGUAAUGGACACCAGCAAUCCGCCGAUGGUGGCAUGUCAAUUUCAAGUUGGUCGUCACGGUGUCAGAUACACAUCUGUUCGCUGGAAGGGCGGCAAGCUUGCUACACAUCCCCAGUUGUACAGAAUUGUUGAUACGUUAGACAACGUGAACGGAUAUGUUUGGAGCAACCUAAGCAUCAGAGAAUUGACUUUUGAUCAAGCUCUCUACGGAAAAUAUAUCUGCCAGUUCAACAUUGUGUCGGGAUCAAUGGAGUCGGCGGAGGUAGAAAUUAUUGUGCCUCCGAUAAUCAAGAGACCUGAACACGGAAUGGGAUACUUUUCCGAUAGGAAAUUUUCCUACACUUGUCACCUGCUCGCCUAUCCAACCAUCACAGGUCCGGUUAGUUGGUCGCGUGACGAACAGCCCAUCACGUUGGACAACCAAGGAUUUGCUCGAGUCGCUGGCUAUGACUGGGAAGAUCGGGUACGUUUGGAUACCGAAGAGAACUUGAAUGAUCGUAUUAUUUUCAAUCCACUGCGACCGGACGACCGAGCUGUUUACUCGUGUUCUGUGCGCAGCCCUCUAGGGAACGCCACCGGUGCGUUCUUCUUGCGCGUAAAAGACCGAUGGGCUGUCUUUUGGCCUCUCAUUGGAAUAGUGCUCGAAGUAGUCGUCCUCUUCAUUGUAAUUCUGAUGUAUGAGAUUCGACGUCGGGCGCUAGCGAAACAGCGAAAUACCGAGGAGCAGAGUUGUGUCGGCGCCAAGCCUUCCGGUUCUGCACUGGGCUACCAUGAUGCCACGGGCGAUACGUCGAUUCGUUAUCGACAGGCGCGAGCUUGACUUACGGAAUCUGAACUUUUUGUUCAACAGAGACCACAUUUUCUCGAAAACCCUCCAUCUUUAUACGAUUUAUAUUUCGGAACGCCGAGAUUGGAGGCCUUUCACUAAGUUAUGACGGGUACAGGUUCCUGUCUGCCCUUCACAACAAAACACAUUCAUAUUUCCUCGAGCAUCUUAGCUUGCCACUAAGCCAGAGCAAACAUUUUGUAUCCACCUUCUGGGUUUGGCCAUUGUAAGCAAUCAAUCAUCUCCUAGGGUCCCUUGUGGGUGGACAUCAUCUGCUCUCUUCCCACAAGCGUUUAGCUAUCAUGCUAUUACCUAAUAACAUAAACAGUUUCUCCAAGAACAACAAUCCGUAGACUUCAUCUUCCUACCCACACACAGACAAGCGCACGCACAUGCCAUCACCAUGGCAACCUAGCAAACACCCCCUCGGGUUUGGGUUUUUCCUACUCUCCUCAGUUAGAUUCAGAGAUACACUGUUAUUUUGACUUCCUUCGUUGAUAUUUCCUCUAGAGGACCUAGUUACAGACAUUCAACGAUUCGGAUUGUCCGCUCAUUUUGGUACUGCUCGGCUCGAUUCAGUGGAUGACUUUUUCUAUAGAUAUGUUUCAUCUACGCUUAGGUGCUCACUUUGCUUCCUCGGUACUUCUUCAUCGUUAUUGACUCGCAAAAGAAGCACAUCUCACGACAGCUGUGAUAUAGUUAUGAAUUUAUCUAUACCUUGUCUACUUGUGCAAUCGGGUAGUAUUAUUCGUGUCGACACCAGAAGCACCGGAUGCACGUUUGCUGUUUCUUCCUUCUUUCAUUCUAUAUUGUUGCAACUUAGCAUACAGCAAAAACUGUUGUCCUCCUAAUGUCUGUAAUCUGACGGACUUUUGGCGAAUGUUCUGAGAAUGAUUUUUUAAUCACUACUCCAGAC